Messenger RNA from Tympanuchus pallidicinctus (lesser prairie-chicken), 8479 nucleotides. It is a transcript of the gene SPAG6, whose product is annotated as sperm associated antigen 6. The record is from RefSeq and is a predicted model, not a curated record. Gene Ontology annotation, biological process: neuron projection extension; epithelial cilium movement involved in extracellular fluid movement; sperm axoneme assembly. Gene Ontology annotation, molecular function: microtubule binding. The transcript has 9 exons. Gene Ontology annotation, cellular component: microtubule cytoskeleton; acrosomal vesicle; sperm principal piece. The coding region runs from base 5740 to 7335 and encodes 531 amino acids. NCBI's taxonomy places the organism in Eukaryota, Metazoa, Chordata, Aves, Galliformes, Phasianidae.
CCAAAACCAAACAAACAAAAACAAGAAAGCAACCCUAAUGAAGUCUGCUAUCUCUGGAGUAGCAACUGUUUGUCUGGAAACUUGGAACGAAAAAACUUGGAAUCUGCUGCUGCCCCAAGUGUGCUUUUUUCUUUUUUUCCUACCUCCUUUCCAGAUAGGCAGCAGCCAGCUCUUGCUUGCUGAAAGGAAGUGCAUCAGGCCUGGGCACAACAGCUCCACUUGAGGAGCGCGUUAAGGGUAAUUCAGCUCCUAAGUGUGACAUUCUUUGAAACAAUUCUGAGUGGGAAACCGAGGAUGGAAAGGGGAAUCAGUCCUUACCCAAGGUCGGGCAAGGUUAUAUGGUGCAAGAGAGAAUAUUUGGCAGUAAUUCUCUGCUACCUUCUUUCUGAGUUGCUGGUGGGAACUCUUCCAACACAAAUCCAGUCUAACAGUCUAAACACCUUAUUUUCUAGUUAACUCUGUGUUGCUGCUGCUUUUGAAUUAGACUUAAUGAUUUCCCUACUUCUGUCACAAAAGGCUCCUUCAGAAGGUGACCAAACAGUUCUCCUAAAAUUUCAGGCACCGAAAUGCUGUGCUACUGCUACUGUGCUGCUCUAUUGGCCCUAUUUGUGUGGGUCAGUGGUAGAGGCAGGAAGACGCUGCUGGAAGGCUCUCACCAAUUUUCCUGCUGUAAUAGUCUUACAGAUAUUUGAAUUCAACUCAGAAAGCUGAUAGGAAUCCUGGUAUGGACUUGUUUCAACAGAAGGGGUGGGCUUUGCUCUGGACAGGAUAUUCAGGAAGGAGAUGAAGCGGAGGAGCUCAGCAAAGGCAGCAGUACCUCAGGUGGAAGCAGCUGCGCAGGCCCUGGGGCAGGCAGCUCUAUCAGGUGAGCACAGCAGUCCUUUCCAGUGCUGUCUUCAGCACUCAUCUCUGCUUCCCUGUAGGUGUUUUAGAGGAGACCGUCACUAAGCAGCAGUUCUUACAUUUGCAAAGUUAACUGUUCUUCUAAGUGCUACGGAGAGAAAUAUUCGGUUUACUGAAGAUGUAAAUAGGAAAAUGAAGCAAAUGAAAAUAAUGAAUCUAAUAAAAACUUCUCAAGCAGCUGGUCUUGUUGUGGUAUCUGAUUCAGAACUGAUGAAUAGCAACUUGAUGCAGGAGGAUAAACUAGUUUUAGAAAAUGUGGAAAUUGGAGGUAAAGCUUUUAAUUAAAGUCAAUGCACAGUCAUAAUCUUGGUUUAUAUACAUCCCUCAAUUCUCAAUUUGAUAUCAAUGUAAGGCUUGCACAGCAAUAAGAAUUGAUUUUUCUUUUUCUUGUUACACUAAAGCUCUUGUCAUGAUAAUUAUUUGGUCACUGCCUUUUCUCAUAUUCAGACAUCACUCUGGGAAAAUACAUUCUCCUUGAGAACCAGUACAGUUUCUUUUUCUUCCGAGAUCCUUUUAAUCCAUUCACUCUUCUAUCAGCUCUUCUUUAGUGUUUUCUUCAAACAGUAACUCCUAUCCCACUUUUUGUCUCUAUCCUCACUUUCAGUUGCAGCACCUAAAAUAAUCUGUAGUAGGAUGUUUGUGCUGAUGCUCAGAUGUCAUCGGCAAGCUUUAUGUGCUUUAUUCUACAGAGAAAUGUCUGGCUGUGGUCAUGGUGAGACAUGCUGCAUGGCAGCAUUUUAAAACAUGCUAAAAAGCCUUGAUCCUGAAAAGUGAAGUCUGUAUCAGCUAGUCUUGAAAAUGCAAAUCAUGUAAAUCUCAUUCUUACGUCAACUCAAGGUGUAUGGCCAUUUAAGCUGUCUAGCAUGUGGUUUUACCUUUUGCAGUGACUAGGUAUGUUGUGCAGGCUAAAAACACGUUAUGAGGUCUGGCUCUAGCUCAUGGGUUCUUCUGCUAUAAACUGAUUCUGCUCACUUCUGUCACUGAAGUUUAAGGCUGCCUCGAAUGUGCCACCUUGGCUUUUCUAAGGACAGAACAUUGCGUGUUAUGAUGUUGCCUUUAUUCCCAACCACUCUAACAACCUCUAUUUUGUCAGUAAAACCUACUUAAAAGAAAGUGAAUCUAGUUUUUAUAUUUUACCUUAAGGGUUCAAAUGUAAUGUCUUUAUAACUGUUCUGCCUGGCAGUAUUUCAGUAAAGCAGGAGCAGUGUGAAGAGCUGGAACAGCAUGAGGUCUUUGUAAGAAUUUCAGGCGGUAUUUGAUCGUGCAACUCAUUAGGAAAUGAGUGUCCAACCUGUUGGCUUGCCUGUUCUGCACUGAGUGAACAGGAAUUGUCUUGGGGUUGCUCCAAAAGUAAUGCCUCCUAUUUAUUUCCGUGGAAACCACACCUGAUUUCAAGAGCACAAUAACACAGUUCAAUAGAGCAAAUUCUCAGCUACAAAACACUGUCUUUCAUUAUAGUCACCACCAUUAGAUAUGCAUUUUCACCAGCCACGAACGAGAGCCUGCAUGCUGUACUCCUAACAAUCUGUACCGUGGAGAUAACCCACUGCCACUGCUGCUAAAAUGCACCACCCACCACCUCACUGUGCUCACAUCCACUGUUAGAUCUGCAUAAACAUUCAGCAAACAUUGACGAAUGUCAGCGGAUGCAAUUUUUUUCCACGUGGAAGAAUUCAGUUCCACCCCUUUUUCUUCCUAUGCACCAUUCUGUCAGACUGCCCCUCUGCUGCCAUCUGUCACACAGCAGCAGUGUGUAUUGGAAUACUGGUGGGAAAGUUCCAACAUUGCUGCCAUACCACCACCAUCCAUCUCUGGUGUUGUGGGCCAACAUCAUAAAAUAGGAGGCAAUACUUUCAGAGCACCCUUCCUAAAAUAUGCAAUAUAGUUCAUGUAUGUAAGUAACAUAACUUAUUUUAAUCUUUAAUAUAUAUAUUUUUAGAGAAACAACAACAAAGAAAGCAAAAAACCAAGAAGUAGUGGUAUAUGUGACCUUGCUUUUGUGAAACUAACGCUUCACUCCCUGGUUUGAUGGCAGUGACUGUAAAUCCUAGUGAGGUCUCAAGCUGUUUGUUAGAGAUUUCUGAUCAAAAAGGCAUGAUUUUGAAGUGAGAAAGGUUUUUCUCUGUUAAGAGAGGUCUUACAAAAGUAAAGAGACAUGAUCAGAUUUUUUAGUUGAAUCUCUGAUUGUACCUCCAUACGUUCCAUUGGAAAAUUCCCAGUUGCAAAUAUUAAAACAAACUUUUUUUGUUGUUGUUGGCAGUCUUGAAACCUAUUCUCAAAUCCCUCUAUCAGAACAGAAAGCAUGGCUGCAUAUUUUUCUUUUGUUCACAGGACUGUGUUUAGCCAGUGAACUGAAAUGGGAGGGCAGAUGGGUCUGGGCUGUGCUGCCAGUUGUGCUGUGGGCUGGGUGUGCCUACAUUAGGGAGAAGGACAAGGAGAUGCUUUCCUGUAGGGGAUGCAGAUGACUUACUAGAAGAUUAGCUCUCUGUAGAUGAUAUAUUGCAUCGGCACCAACUUGCGUGUUUUUCUGGUUUUGAUUUCACUUAUAAUUUGUCCUUUAAAGUCCUUAACCCAUCCUGAUAUGAAGUGUAACUUCCUAUUGAGGCCAUAUUUGGAAGGUUCUGUGAGAGGGUACCAGUACAAUGGCCAGAUUCUUAAACAGAGGUUCCUGCAAAGUGCUCAAUGAGUUCACAGUGGCCCUACAGUGCUGGAGGACCAGCUUCUGUCUGCUGUUGCACAGGAGGCCUUUUUCAGCCCCAUGGCUUUGACAAGAGUGUGAGCAGGACCCAGCUAUACCGCAGUCCUCUUUCCAUAGUCUCUACGUGCAUGUUCAAUUCAUGCAUGCUAUGACCGUGGCCAUUUUUGGUACUUCUCUAGUGCUAUUCAGACAUGAUUUCAUUUCACUUUCCUUUUUAUUGUGUGUUGCUGCAAGACCUGUGAUGCUUUGACUUGUGAAUAUCCUGGGAGGCUGAAACCACCGCACAUAGCUUGCUUGCGGUGCUGACCUUGCUAGAGCAAACUCAGUGGUGUCAGCAUGGCCUCCGUGGUUAGCUUUUCACUCUCACUCUUCAUCCUUCUUUUUUAGAGCCUCUUAUUGACUAUUAAGAUAUUUUCUUCUCACUGGAAGUAAUGUAGUUUUAACCCGUGAGAAUCACCCUGCUACUUGAGUACUUCUUCCUUUUGUUCUUUUCAGGGUGCCUUUCUAUACAGAAGUGUAUCAUAGAUAUAAUUUACUGUGAUUUCUGUCCCUUUGGCCUAACCCUUGCUGUAAUGCCCUCAGCUUGUCCUUGUUUCAUUGUGUCUCCUCAACAUCCAGGUGUUACCUGCCAUUAGACAGUGAUCCCUCUGCAAUGGGACUGUUGCACCAGAAGGCCUUUGGUACUUAGAAGCUUAUGAGCCCUUGAGAAGUCCUGCUUUCUUCAGUGGUCAGCCAGCUAAAUCUUUAUCUGAUGCAAACAAAUGUAGUGGAAAGAGCAAAGAACUGAGGCAGCUGAUACGGAGUUUUUUAACUGCAGCUCUCAGUCAUUUGAGUUCUGGUGUAGCACUUUUGCAGCUCCAUGGAGCAUUGCUUUCUGGCUGAGUUACAAAGCUCAGCAGUAUUAAUCCAUACGGCUGGCUCUUAGAGAGGCAUUGCUUUCAAAGAACUGCGGUACAAAUAAUUUUCUCUUUUCAGACCUUACAAAUCAUAUACUUUGUAACUGCAUAUAUCUUUUUUUAUAUCCAUACUGAAAAGUCUUAGUUUAACUGUAGAAAUAGCCCCUAUGUACAGAGUGGUCAGCCUUGGUCAUCCUUGUUGCCUUUUUCUGAGCCUUUCCCAGUUCUACUCUAGGGAAGGGUAUGAAAUGCGGAACAGAUUUAUACAGCAACAUAGUGAUGGUCUCCAAUUUGGCAUCUAUUCACUUCCAUAUCUCCAUAUAUUUCUGUGUGCAUAAUUAUUUUCCCACGGCUGAGCAGUGAGCUGGUGUCUCCAUGGAGCUGCCUGUCCAGCAGUGGGACCUUUCUCCUGAGUGGUAGUGAUGUGCUUGAAGUUCAUCAUUGUGGGAUAUUGGGAUCAGCUUUCCUGUAUGUGUUUGAUUUCACUUGCUGUUUUAUUAUCCAAUCAUUCAGUCCCUAGUUUCUUAGUUUUCCCCAUUGGCACUCCCUAGAAUAACCCUCGGUUACCAGUACAUGGUCUCACCUCAUGGCUCCUGCCCCUUCCAGAUCACAGGUGAGUGCUGCAAGGCACGUGUCCAUGCAUGACUCGUGAAGACCUGCACUGUGACCUCCUCCCUCCUAUGGCCAGAAUGGAAAGUUUACACCUGCUGUUUCCCAUUUUUAGCCAAACAUUUAUCUUUAUAAGUACUCUUUUGGGCUGUAACUGCUAAUGGUUCAUGUCAUGGUUGAUUACCUCACCUAUAAUUUCAACAAUGUGUGUAUAUUGCAAUAUCCUCAGGAUACAUGAGGAUUUCAUCCUCAGGAUUCUUUCAUGUUUAACUGACAAACUCUGGAUUGCAGUAAAACACGUUAACAUUUACAAAGUGAUUAAAAAAAAAAGAAAGAUGUCACCACCAACAAACUUUAAUUCUUGUAUCUGGAGUGUAAGACGUCAUGGCUAUUGGCCCUUCCAUCAAUGGUAGCUUGUAAUAGACGGAAUGUAAUUUAGCAUAAUUCAAGGCAGAGGUUCUUCUGGCAGGCUGGAGGAGUGGCACAGCAGUGGGAAAUCACCAGAACCUCCUGAUGAGGUUUCCUGUACGUGCUGCGUUAACACGUGUAUUUUAUAUAUGUUUGUAUAUACCAUAUUUCUGUGUGAUUUCUUAAAAAAUUUUCACAGUUGUUUUCUACCUAUGAAAAACUGCUAUGCUUCAGCAAUUCUGUCCAAGUGCCAACUUCAUUUCAGUGGAACACCUGCAUUUUCUACAAGCUCUCAUUAUCUGGAAGAAUAAUUUAAUAGAUUUUUUUAUGAGUAAAGUUGAUGUAAAGUUUAGAAUAAAUGAUCUGAAAAACUUCUGUUUACCAAGUGGGCUUUUCUUUUCCUGGUGUAACACAGGUGUAAUAUCUUUGCUGAGACCUCUUUUGCUGGAUGUGGUCCCAACUAUCCGACAGGCUGCUGCUUUGGCUCUUGGGAGGCUUGCCUAUUUUAACGAUGACCUGGCAGAGGCAGUGGUGAAGGAAGGCAUUCUUCCACAGCUCGUGUGUUCACUGUCUGAGCAGAAUCGUUUCUACAAGAAAGCAGCUGCAUUUGUGUUAAGAGCAGUUGGUAAACAUUCUCCACAGCUAGCUCAGGCAGUAGUUGAGUGUGGAGCGCUGGAAGCACUUGUGAUUUGCUUGGAAGAUUUUGACCCUGGAGUGAAAGAAGGUGCAGCUUGGGCACUCGGUUAUAUUGCCCAACACAAUUCAGAACUGUCACAAGCUGUGGUGGAUGCAGGAGCCGUUCCUCUUUUAGUGCUCUGUAUCCAGGAGCCAGAAAUUGCUUUGAAAAGGAUUGCUGCUUCAACUCUUAGCGAUAUUUCAAAGCAUUCUCCAGAGUUAGCACAGACAGUAGUGGAUGCAGGAGCUAUCGCUUUCUUAGCUCAGAUGAUCCUGAACCCUGAUGCUAAACUGAAGUGUCAGGUGCUGUCAGCGCUAAGCCAAAUAGCAAAGCAUUCAGUGGAUCUUGCAGAGUUGGUGGUUGAAGCAGAAAUUUUCCCAGUUGUGCUCACAUGCCUGAAGGACUCGGAUGAAUAUGUCAAGAAAAAUGGUGCAACUUUAAUUAGAGAGAUAGCAAAGCAUUCGCCUGAGCUUUCACAGUUUAUAGUAAAUGCAGGUGGAGUUGCUGCUGUGAUUGAUUGUAUUGGCAGCUGCAAAGGGACUGUCAGACUGCCUGGCAUCAUGAUGCUUGGUUAUGUAGCAGCUCAUUCAGAGAACCUGUCAAUGGCAGUUAUUGUCUCCAAGGGAAUACCACCACUGUGUACCUGUUUGUUAGAAGAACAUGAAGAUCAUAUUAAGGCAGCAGCUGCGUGGGCCUUGGGACAGAUUGGCAGACAUACUCCUGAGCAUGCACGUGCAGUAGCAGUAACAAAUGUGCUAGCCACAAUGCUUUCUAUGUAUAUGGACACACGCAGUUCAGAAGAUCUUCAGCUGAAAACUAAAAGAGCCUUAAAGAGCAUCCUUCAGAAAUGCACUUAUCUUCCAGCACUUGAACCAUUGCUGCACGAUGCCCCUCCCAACAUUAUGAAACACAUUAUUGGGCAGUUUAGCAAGGUGUUACCACAUGACAGUAAAGCACGUCGUCUCUUUGUAACAACUGGUGGGCUUAAAAAGGUUCAAGAAAUAAAAGCAGAACCUGGGUCACUUCUUCAGGAGUAUAUCAACACUAUUAACAACUGCUACCCAGAGGAAAUAGUAAGGUAUUAUUCCCCUGGAUAUUCUGAGAUGCUUCUGGAACGGGUGGAAAAUUACCAACCAGUUUUAUAAACUUCAAUUUUUAUUAGAGCUGUAUUUCACGUUUACGCUUUUAUGACUGUAAUACAAAUACAGCUGCUGAAACUCUUGUUAGGUUCUGAAAUCUACUUCUACUGUUUGAACCACAGCAAGACCUCAGUAUUUCCAACAAGCUGUGUUUUGUUCUUUAUAGAAAUGUUGCUAAGUUUUUGUUCCUGUUUGUUUUUCUCUAACGUUAUGACCAGACGCUGCAGCAUGUAUCAGUGGAAUUUCAUGCGAGGGUGUUGAUUUAUCACAGAAGCUUUUUUAGAAUCAGUCAUUUCCUUUUCCUUCCACAAGAAAGGUUUGUUAUUAUCUCAUUCAAAUUUUAUCCUUCUCAGCACUUUAUCAAUUUUCCCCCUUUUGUCUUUGCAUAUUGUUUAGAGCUUCCCAAGCUUGAUGAGGGGGAGGAAAACGAUAUCCCCUCUGCCUUUUCUAAUUAUAGAAUUCAUUCUAUGCUGAGAUUUUUUUUUUCCCACCACUACCUUUCGGAAAGUGUUGUGAUUUUUGCAUCCCCAAACACAUUAGUAGCUGCUAAAAAGAGAAGUAAUCAGAUCUGAUGAUGAUAAAAGGGCUGUAUUCUGCAUGCUACAAUAGUGUCAUGAUCCUGGCAUGCUAAAUAGUACAUCUGCAAAAUUCCUCCUAAUUAAGGCAAGAUUUGCUGUGGAGGGAAGCAGCAAUACAUUAUUUGGUGUGCUUAUGUGUCAUUGUUCCUAUCGGAAAGGAUAGAGUGAACUCAGACUUCCCACAGGUACAAAAGGAGAGCAAGGACUCUGAGGUUCUGCCACAUUUGGGUCUGCAGUACCUGGGCCUCUUAGGAAGAGAGGAAAAUUGUUUGGCUUCAGGAAUGCUGUUAGCAAAGUUUUGAGCACAUCCAGAGGAAAACUGAGGAUAUUUGAGUCUCACUGAAUUGAGUGGUGGGACUAAGACUGCUCAGUACUUUCUCUUCAAAAGAUGAAGCUACUGCAGUUGGGUUGAAACACAUUUGGAACUUAGUCUUGAACUUGCAAAUCAUGUUGGCAUGGAGAUUAUUGUAGAUAUGAGCUCUAUUGUAUACAACAUCCUGAAAAUACUUUUGCCCUCUUAGGUAGAGUAAAAAGACUUUCUACAUUCUACUUUGCUGCGUACUGUAGCAACA